Guillardia theta CCMP2712 is the source of this 483-nucleotide messenger RNA. RefSeq lists its product as hypothetical. Gene Ontology annotation, molecular function: zinc ion binding. Lineage: Eukaryota; Cryptophyceae; Pyrenomonadales; Geminigeraceae. The transcript has 5 exons. Bases 1 to 483 code for a protein of 160 amino acids. The record is from RefSeq and is a predicted model, not a curated record.
AUGAUCGCUCUCUCCAUCUCAGCAGAGACUGAGAACGUCGCCAGGAUUCGUGUCCCUGAAGACCAUACGUUCUUCCUGCGCCUGAGAUGCACAACCUGCCACGAGGAGACCCCCAAUGCCGUUGGAGUGAGCAGAGACGAUGUGGUGGAAGGGAUUCGAGGCGCCAGCGUCAAUCUCAAGUACAAAUGCAAGGGAUGCGGGAGAGAGCACGACAUCACCGUCCAGCCCUACGACGAGAAGGAGGCAUGGACUGAGGGAGGGAAGGAAUGGCAGAGGAUCGCUGCGUUCGAGUGCCGUGGCAUGGACCCGUACGAGUACGAGAUCCGAGACGGUUAUCUUGUUGAGGCAGCAGACGGCUCGAAGUUUGAUGAUGUCGAUCUCUCCGACGACUGGAUGGAGGUAGACGGAAAGGGAAAUCCGGUAUCCAUAUCAAACGUCAAAGCCCGUCUGGAAGGAGCCAAGGCAGAGAAGAAGAAGAAGUGA